This is a messenger RNA of Amaranthus tricolor (Joseph's coat), 651 nucleotides long. Its product is annotated as aspartic proteinase CDR1-like. Bases 1 to 651 code for a protein of 216 amino acids. The transcript is spliced from 2 exons. Gene Ontology annotation, cellular component: extracellular region. Gene Ontology annotation, molecular function: aspartic-type endopeptidase activity. The record is from RefSeq and is a predicted model, not a curated record. Gene Ontology annotation, biological process: proteolysis. Lineage: Eukaryota; Viridiplantae; Streptophyta; Magnoliopsida; Caryophyllales; Amaranthaceae.
AUGUGUGAAUAUAAUACUACUUGUAUUCCACAAAAAUCUCCAUCUUUUGACCCAAACAAAUCAUCGACUUUUGAUGUACUUCAAUGCCCUUCUUCAACAUGUCAGAGCUCAGAUCUUAAAACUCAAUGUGACUUAGAUAGUAGCAAAACAAUUCCAUUUAGAAAAAAUAAUAAUAACAAUGAUUCAUCAUUAUGUGCAUAUGAGGUUCUUUAUGCUGAUAAAACACUAAGUAUAUGUGUCCUUGCUAAGGACACUCUUAGCCUCCCUUCUUCUGAUCAAACUACUUUCUUAAGUCUUCCUUCAUCCGUUUUCGGGUGUGGACUAAUCCAACAGGUCUCAACUCCUAUAAAAAAUGGACCACGUCCAAUUUUUUAUUACCUUACCCUCGACAGUAUUAGUGUCGAGGGUAAGGGUAAUCUGGCCCAAGUGCCUGUAGGCACAGACAUAGUCAUCGACUCUGGUACCACUCUUACAUAUCUUCCGACUAGCGUAUAUGAUGGCGUUAAGGCUGCCUUGACGAGUGCCAUCGAACAAAGCCCAAUACCCAGCCCCAGUACAGUUUUUGACCUUUGUUACAACACAGGUUCAGGUGGGCAGCUUAAUCCUCCUGAUGUGGUGUUGCACUUUCAAGGGGCUGAUAUUUUGUGUUAA